Messenger RNA from Phanerochaete carnosa HHB-10118-sp, 1485 nucleotides. RefSeq lists its product as uncharacterized. NCBI's taxonomy places the organism in Eukaryota, Fungi, Basidiomycota, Agaricomycetes, Polyporales, Phanerochaetaceae. Gene Ontology annotation, molecular function: transmembrane transporter activity. The record is from RefSeq and is a predicted model, not a curated record. Gene Ontology annotation, cellular component: membrane. Bases 1 to 1485 code for a protein of 494 amino acids. Gene Ontology annotation, biological process: transmembrane transport. The transcript is spliced from 15 exons.
AUGUUGGAACCUGACAUCGCGGAAGAGAAGAUAGCGACAGAUAUGAUCGAGCAUGUGGAGAGUGUGGACGGCACCAGUGAAACGGAGCCACCGACGCUUUCCCGGGCUGAGCGUCGCAAGCUGUACUGGAAGAUAGACAUGCGGCUCAUGCCCAUCCUAACCUUGAUAGAGCUGCUCUGCACUCUGGACAAAGGUAGUAACGCGAAGAUUCAAGGACUUGUAACACAGCUGCACCUCACAGGAAACAAAUACAAUGCCGCUUUGGCGUUGUAUUUUCUCCCAUAUAUUUUGUUCGAGUGUCCUGCAGGCUUGCUCACGAAGAGGUUACGACCGUCAAGAUGGCUUCCUGCCCUUACGAUUAUUUGGGGAAUCAUCACGACACUCAUGGGCCUGGUCACAAACUAUCGUCAGCUCGUUGGUGUCCGGAUCGUACUUGGCGCCGUCGAGGCAGGCAUUUUCCCCGGCGCAUGCUGGUACCUGUCGAUGUGGUACCCCCGGCACGAGCUCCAGUACCGAGUCGCGCUCUUCUGGGGCGGCGCGACGAUCGCGGGCGCCAUCUCGGGCGCGCUCGCCUUCGGGAUUUCGUUCAUGUCCGGUGUCGGGGGCAAGGAGGGCUGGUCGUGGAUCUUCAUCCUUGAGGGCCUUAUUACAGCCAUCGUUGGCGUCAUCUCACUAUUUGUCCUUGUCGACUUUCCCAGCACCGCGUCCUUCCUGACGCCUCGAGAGCGGGCGUAUGUCCUGCAUCAGAAGAAGUUUGAUAACUCCUUGCAUGGUGAGGAGGAGAUGUUCCGUUGGCGAUACGUUUUGGCUGCUUUCCUCGACUGGAAGACAUGGACGCAUGCGAUCAUGUUCAUCUCGCUAGUCGGCCCCCUGUACGGCAUCUCCUUCUUCCUCCCGUCCAUCAUCAACGGCUUCGGCUUCAGUCCCGCGGCCAGCCAGCUGCUCACGGUGCCGCCGUACAUCUUCGGCGCGCUCCUCGGGCUCGCCGGCGCGGUGCUCUCGGACGCGCACAAGCUCCGCUGGCCGUUCGUCCUCGCGGGGCACGCGAUGUGCGCCCUCGGCUUCGGCAUCCAGAUCUCGAACGCGCACUUCGCGGUCAAGUACUUCGGCACGUUCUUCUGCGUCGCCGGGAGCUACGGCAUGUUCCCCGGCGUCGCGAGCUGGACCUCGAAUAACACCGCAGGGCAGUACAAGCGUGGCACUGCUAUUGCGAUUAACGUUGCGUUUGGGAACCUUGCUGGGUCUAUCGCUUCCAUUCUCUACCGUUCUCAAGACGCGCCGAGGUAUAUUCUGGGCGAUGCAAUUGAGCUGAUGUUCGUCGGCAUGGGCGUAAUCUCACUUGCAGUGACCGUCUUCGUCUAUUCCAGGAUCAACGCGAAGCGUGAGAAGGAAAUGGCUUUACUCAAGGAAAAAGGCGUGGCCUACAAUGGUGCCGAAUUCAGGGAGAUGGGGGAUCACGCGCCAGACUUCAGAUAUACACUUUGA